Molecule: messenger RNA, 6125 nt
Organism: Cuculus canorus (common cuckoo)
Lineage: Eukaryota; Metazoa; Chordata; Aves; Cuculiformes; Cuculidae
Gene: LRP3
Product: LDL receptor related protein 3
Exons: 7
Coding region: 192-2687 (831 amino acids)
Cellular component (GO): plasma membrane
Molecular function (GO): protein binding
Source: RefSeq, a predicted model, not a curated record
CUUCCCCAUCACCACCUGCCCCGCCGCGCUCCCUCCUCCUCCUCCUCCCGGUGCUCCUCCUCCUCCUCCUGCCCCACCGGCCAUGGGGCUGCGGCGCUGGGGGCGGCGGGCGGCCCCGCGGGCUGUGGGCAGCGCCCGGAGCCGCCGCUCGGCGUAGGGGCGAGGCUGGCGGGCAGGCGGCGGCCCCGGCCAUGGAGAAGGCGGCGGCGGAGCUCCGGCAGGGCGCGCUGGUGCCGCUCACCGCCAUCUGCCUGGUGAAUCUCUUCCUGACUGGGAAAACAGAAAGUGCUGUUACCUCAUUAGCUGCUUGCAGUGGAAAACUAGAAGAGCACACGGAGAGACGGGGAGUCAUCUAUAGUCCUUCUUGGCCACUGAACUAUCCUCCAGGUGUAAAUUGCAGCUGGUACAUCCGAGGAGAUCGCGGAGACAUGAUAACGAUUAGUUUUAAGAACUUUGAUUUGGAAGACUCCCAGAAGUGUGCCGUGGACUGGCUGAUGAUUGGCCCCUCUUCCAGAAGAGAGGAGUACAAAGUGUGUGGAUCUUCCAUACCUCCGUCUUUCAUCUCAGCAAGAGACCAUGUUUGGAUAUUUUUUCAUGCGGAUGCAUCGGGCUCAGGACAGGCUCAGGGAUUUCGCCUUUCUUAUAUAAGAGGAAAGUUGGGUCAGACUAUAUGCCAGUCAGAUGAAUUCCGUUGUGCAAAUGGAAAGUGUAUUCCCAGUACCUGGAAGUGCAAUUCUAUGGAUGAGUGUGGUGAUAACUCGGAUGAGAGAAACUGCACCGUCCCUCCAACGGAGCCUUCAUCCAGCAUCUGUCCCUCAGGAAUGUUCCAGUGCAGUGCAGCCCACUCCACCAAGUGCUUGAUGAACGAGCUGAGGUGUAAUUCAGUUAAGGACUGCAGUGAUGGUUCAGACGAAGAUAAUUGUCCUGAUCUUUCCUGUGGCAAAAAGCUGGGUAAUUUUUAUGGGUCUUUUGCUUCCCCAGACUUAUUCCGUGCUGAUCACAGCAGAUCAGACCUUCGUUGCACAUGGUAUGUGGACACACAAGAUAAUCGACAUGUUCUGUUGCAGCUUGAUUUGCAGUUAGGCUACAAUGACUACGUGAAGGUUUAUGAUGGCAUUGAAGAAAGAGGUGAUAAAUUAAUGCAGACGUUUUCGUACCACAACAACAGACAUUCGGUGAGCGUGGAGUCGUCGAAGGGCCAGCUCACUGUCUCAUAUCACGCCCGCUCCAAGAGCACUGGCCAUGGGUUCAAUGCAACUUAUCAGGUGAAGGGCUAUUGCCUUCCUUGGGAACACCCUUGUGGAAGCGAUGAAGAAUGUUUCACAGAUAAGCAGCGUUGUGAUGGCUGGUGGCACUGUCCAAAUGGCAAGGAUGAGGAGAACUGUCCCGCUUGCCAGAAGAAUGAAUACCCAUGUGAAGGAAACAGUGGGCUUUGUUACUCAAUACUUGACCGCUGUAAUAACCAAAAGAACUGCCCAGAUGGCUCAGAUGAAAAAAACUGCUUUACUUGCCAGCCAGGAAACUUCCAUUGUGGUACAAAUCUGUGCAUCUUUGAGACUUGGCGUUGUGACGGCCAAGAAGACUGCCAGGAUGGAAGCGAUGAACACAACUGCCUGGUGAUCGUUCCCAGGAAGGUCAUCACUGCUGCUCUGAUCGGGAGUCUCGUGUGUGGCUUGCUGCUGGUGAUAGCACUGGGUUGUGCAUUUAAGUUAUAUUCUCUGAGGACCCGGGAAUACAGAGCAUUUGAGACCCAGAUGACACGACUCGAGGCAGAGUUCGUGCGGCGAGAAGCUCCACCUUCCUACGGACAGCUGAUUGCACAAGGACUUAUCCCCCCAGUUGAAGACUUCCCUGUCUACAACGCAUCACAAGCUUCUGUGCUGCAGAACAUUCGAACAGCCAUGAGGAGGCAGAUGAGACGACACUCGUCAAGACGGAGCUCAUCUCGGCGGCGCUUGGGCAGGCUCUGGAACAGACUCUUCCACAGACCUCGGGUGAGAGGACAGAUCCCGCUCCUGACGCCCGCCCGUACUUCACAGACUAUGCUGGGUGAUGGAAUCAUCAACCGUGCUGAUGGGACUAUUGGGAGUCCCCCGCCUUCCCCUGAAGGACCUAGUUUAGAGGCAAAUACCCAUGGCCAAGCCAGGGGUCUACAAGAAGCUGGAUGUAGCUGCUUGCAGCCAGAGACUGAAAUCACAGAGCCAUCGCCUUCAAAUGUCUUACCGAAUACUUGCACAGCAGCACACGCAGAGCCUGAGGCUGGACGCGCUGAUAAACCUUUAGGUGCUGAGACUCCCGGCAGUGAGCUUAAGCAGUCCGGUAAAGUGGAUUCAGGAAAGCCUUUCAGAGAUCCUUUAUCUGAAAGCGUUACAGAAACGAUCCAUGGAGGGUCAGCAUCCAGGAGGACUGUUGUCGCAGAGGACAGUAGUUUAAGUAGGAGUCAUCCGCUAAGUGAAGAGCCAUGUAGGUUGCCCUUAAAAAAGUGGGAGUCUGCUUAUCCAGACAGCCCUGCGCAUGUUCAUAUCCAAGUGGAUGGACAAAACCGGUGUUGCCCCAACUCGUACCGGGAGGAGCCUUUGGGUAUUCAUGCGGCUUGUUGCCAUUCUGUGGAAGUGCCAAUGGUGGAGUCCUCUACUCCCCUCUCCGAAAUCAAUACCAGUGAUGAUGAAUCUUUACUUGUUUGCUAAUAAAAAUUUUUGUUCUGGCCCUGUAAAUUUGGUGACUUCAUUGUUUAUAUGACGCAACAGUGCACUUUGAUGAGAGGCGGUAUGCCUGUGCUCUGAGCUUUGUCUCCUAGAACCAGGGUGCUUCAGUCCCGCAGGGAGUACAGUACAAGCCUAAAUGGGACAAGUUUUUGUCUUCGUUGCUAUUCCUGAAACUCCAGCGGGGCAGAAGUAGGCCGGUUUGCGAUAUCAGGGUAUAGGAUGUUGCUGCAGUUUGGAAACAUCUCCAUCCUCUGGUAUUUCUUCUGUGCAUUUAUUCAGUCUGCAUUCAGGGAAUUGGUGUUUCUUUGCUUUUCAGCUGGUCUUACUGAAGGUAGAGAGAGCUCUGCUGGAACCUGGGGCGGGCACCAGUCAUUGUAACUAAGAGUGACCACUUAGAAGGAAGUAAAAUCCUUUGUAGCUUCCCCUUUAUAGAAAUUGCUGACUUCCUUUGCUCCCUUCAGGAAUGUUUGAUGGCCCUAUGUACCUUGAAGCAUCCAGUAAAACCAAAGUCUCCAUCUGGAAUACCCAGAAUGAUACCUGGUGUCUUACCUGCUCAGAGAGGUCAGCAGCGUUCAGUGUAAGCCGAGUGCGUUGAACCCCACCGGCAGCAGUAUUUUUUUCAGUGUUGUUGUAUGUUACAUUCUCUUAAUAGUGAUGUUAUGAAGGUUGAAGAAUUGUUUUCUUUUCUCUCAACCCUCUUUUUCCUCUCCUGCCUUCCAUUUUCAGGGACUUUUAUGGUUAUACUGCUUUGGGUGUGCCCUGACGGAUGCUGAGGCCUCAGUGGCUGCAGUAGGAAGCACUGAGCCCGUAGUAACUGUCAGGAUCAGAUUUUACUUUGAAAUAAGCUCUGCUUCACAGGUUUGCUUGUAAAUGUGCUGCAGAGGUGCAGAGGUAUAAAUCAGGGGGGUUAUUUCUUAUUUUUAGAGGAUGCUGUUCUGUUCGCUUUUUUCUUCUAUGAACUGAAAUGGAUCAGUGCCAUUUUUAAAGCUGAUGCUGUGUGGAUUGUACAAGAUUUAAAUGUAAACCGGUGCCUUUUUGGUUUUGAGAGUGUAAUUAAAAGCAAGGCUAGUUAUUCCCCUGGAAGAAGGGUGACAUUGCUUAAUCAGGAGUGCCUCGGUGCAGAAUGACAGAAGGGUGCUGUGCGAUAGCUUGGUCCCGUUGCGAUGGUGGGGACAUUGGCCAGGGUGUCCCGUGCUCUAACAAGAGCUCUGCUUCAGUUCCCUUGUGACGCGGUGACAAACUAAAAUGCUUUAUGUAGGAAUUAACGAGGAGGUUGAUGCUGCUGCUCUGCGAAUACGUGAGCGCUCUGAAGCCUGUUUAUCGCUGUAGGAACUCAAGAUGCCCAAAGUUACAAGCGGAACUUGUGAAACUGAAGUAGACUUCGAUGUCUGUGGACCUGGGCUCUCCUGUCCCCAGGAUCCUCCUGGCAGAAAGGACAAAAACUGGCAUUUGCCGUGAACACUGACAUCAAAGUAUUAAAGAGGUUUAUCCAUUAAAUGGGCUAUAUUUUGCUCUGCAUCUUUUACUAGGGCUCCCUUUGGGAGUGCCUUAAAAAGAAAAAGGAAUUGGGCUUUGACUUUACCAAAAUGUAACACGGAACAAUUAAAUUGAAGUUACGGUUAUUUUUCUCUUUAGUUCCAAUUGGCUUCAUACUGUGCGUUCUGGAGGCAGAGGAUUCAAAGCCCUUAAAGGCAUUAAUAGCAGGCAGGGCUUGCGGCAAAAUGCUUAACAAGAGUCAUAAUUGCAUAAAAUAAAUGCUGCUAACUCGUUUUUUUUCCAAGUGCUUUUGCGAUGAGAAUUCAUUUCAUCAGAGGAGAUGUCGCUUUGAAAGAGUUCCUGCUUUUACAGCGUUUUUAAAUGCUUUAGGUACGUUCCACCUGUGCAAGGCCAUGCACUGCGGUCAUUGCGCUGCCGGGGUUGCCCGCACAUAAGGCUGCGGGUUUUAGUGUCCGUCUAAUGGUGAUUUUACAUACAUAGAAUUGUAUGUGGAAAUCAGUUAAUUAUAAUUGGCAGGAAGAUGAUAUUUCAAGCCUAAUAUUGUGCGGAUAUGAAGGACGUUACAAGUAAGCAUAUAUUUAAUUCUAUAACAGAAUGUAUUUCUGUAGUGAAAUAAUGCUGAUCAUGGUAUGCCUUAAACUAUCACCACUGUAAGGCUUUUGAGGUUGAAAUAUGUGCUUCAGACUACUGCUGUAUUUUGGAAACAACCCUGAACAGCUAACACUGUGUUUUAUUUUAAGAGGUGUAAUUUCACAUGUUUUUUUACAUAUUUUGUGUAUUUUGUUUGCCGAUCCAUUUGGGAACUCAGUGGAAAUUCCAUUGAGAAGGUUUUAUUUUUAGAAACUUAAAAAAAAAAAAAUCCAGGUUAAUGAAAAUACGAUGGUUGAAAUGUACAGAAGUGUUUGCAGCGCGCGCGACUGGAAUGUAUAGCCUUGUGUCGAUGAGAGGUGUAAAUGUGGUCUCUGCGUAAGCCCCUCACUGUUGUAUUCCGCAGGGCAGUGUUCUCUCCUGGCUCCCCUGGUUCCUGCCUUGGAGGGAAGGGUCACACAUUUACUCUUGAUUUUGGAGAACGCUCUCUGUCUGUGCUGUGAGCACAAACCAGCGCAGCGUCAGUACCCGAGGGAGCUGUGCAGUCUGCCACCGCGGACGGCUGCCCUUCCUCCGGCUCUUUAAGCGUUAAGGAGGCAAUGGGCCAUCCCCGAAGCCACCGCUCUGUCCAUGUAAACUGCCUCCUUGUACUCAAACUUCUUCAGAUUAAAAGAAAAAAGGAAACCUGCUAGGAUGCCAGACGUGAACAGGGAGAUCUCAUUGUUACAUGUCUUUGCUCAGUGGGAAAUAGCACACUUUAAUGACUCUACAGCCUGAAGUUCAUCAGCUGAUAAACUCGUUCAAAUUUUUAUUUUAGUGAUGCUUUUCUGCACUCUAUUUAAAGAUUUUUGCAGACCGAAGUGAAACAAAGGAUUUAAAAUAGUGUUUUUUUAUUUUGAUACAAAACUCCCCAGGCCAAGCAGCUUCCCUUUGAAUCUCGGAACAGAGCAGAAUACCCACACGGAUUUCAGAAGAGUGGAGGCUCAUGGGCAGCAUUAAAGGGCAAAGCAACCCUGUUGUGUUUUCUCUUGCUGCUAUUAAAAUGUAGGGAAUAUUUGCAUUUGAAAUUCUGGCUUAUGAAUGACUCUGUAACAUCCCCUAAGUGUACUUGUUUUCUUUUUCUGUUCUCUGCUUUGUUUGGUUUUAUUUGCAUGGUGUUUAUAUGCAUUUAGCUAUAACAUUUUACCGUAAGCUGUGUAGAGGUAUGUGGUUCAGGUAUGGCAUCGUGGUUGCCAGUGCCUGCUGGUUCCUGGACAGUGACGCUAAGCAAGUUAGAUGCUGGGCAUCAUCGCACUCUGCUCUUGCUUUGGAUCUCUUAAUUUUUAAUAAAACUUC